UUGCAGGUAAUUGAGCAAUAGUCAAUGGACAGGUGAGAUGCCAUGAGUUCGCAUAGGACAACCCCAGUUGCCUCAAGGGCAUCGACUUCAUUCCUGCAAUCGGGUGGCUCCAGCAUCCAUGGGUUCCCAUCCUCACCGGCACCCAGUACUCCAGCGUCUCGUGGUGUUUUUCACUCCCUGCUGUCUGCCAGGGAUGUGACCAUCUGCGAGCGCGAGGGGGAGCUCAUCACAGCUCCCAAUCUGGACACAGUCUCCGGUGAACAUGUGUCACUGCCAGCCAUUUCAGUGCAGCGAGAUCCUUCCCAGGUUGGGCUUCCACCAGUAUCUUCGAGAUCUGCCUUCAUUUCGCAACAGGUCUCGACCUACAAGCAGGCCUUCUAUGUUUGGUACGUCUUGUACUCGUACUGUAUUCUUUGGCUGGAAAGGAAAUCGUGGAAAUAUGUGCUUUUAGGCAAGAAAUAGGUAUGUUGGAAGCACUGGAGGUGAUAGCCAAAGGUGAAUCCAAAGAUGAAGUCCAUCCAUGGAUCAAAGCUCUUGCAAAAUCUGCACUCUGGAUCCUCAAAUGGGCUAAAUGGCAGGGUGUGAAUGAACACAGCAUGGGGGAUGUGGUUCCAGUGGAAAACUGGGUCGAGGGGCUGGUGCGAUGUAUAGCCUGGCACCCACACGUGGACAAGCUGGCUGUGGCCCUCCACAACGAGUCGGUCCACAUCUACAAAGACUCCUCGUCUCCACGUCACGUUCUCAAGCACAAGCAGCAGAAACUUAUCACUGGUUUGGCAUGGAAGCCUCACUCGGCAUCAUUCCUCGCUGUUGCCUGUCGGGAGCACAUUCUCAUGUGGAAUCUGGAUCCCACUUCCCUGGCAACUCGUGUCCCAGGCAACUGUGCUUCUCUGCUUUCCCAACCUGGCCAUUCUCCUAUUGUAUGCAUUCAAUGGAGCCCCCAGGGAGAUCUCUUGAUGAGUGGGAGUUUGAACCAGGGCAGUCCAUAUGUUUGGGAUGUUUCCAUGCAGCAGAGCACCCCUCUGAUGCAGGCCUGGAACCAGCAGGUCGGCUAUCUUCGUUGGUCGCCCGACGGUUCCAAGGUUCUUGUGGCCACCAUGUCUUCCACCUUCAGGGUGUUCGAGACGGAGACGUGGACGUGGGAGCGAUGGAAGACGGUGAAAGGUCGAGUCCGAGCGGGAGCCUGGAGCCCGUGCGGAAAGCAUCUGGUCUUUGCCACCGAUUCUGAUCCCGUGCUUUUUGACCUCAGCUUUCAAGCUCCAAACGAAACAGCCAAAUCCAAAGUGGCUGGGUCUGAAGCUGCACAGCAGGUUGCCAACUUCCAGCAUGCAGCUCUGUCUGAUGGUCAUUCCCAAGAUUCAAAUAGUCGAGUGUUUGCGAUCGAAUGGGACCCCAAAGGCGAGAGGCUGGUGGUAGGACUCCAGAAAUGGGAAGCCCUUCUUCUCUAUCGAACCAGAGUGUUCCCUAGUGUCGGCCUUCAGUUCUGCGGCAUGAUUUACGGUCCCAUGGGUCAGGUCCCACAGUGCAUCCAGUUCAAGCCUCACUUUGAAGAAGGAGCCCUCCUUACUGUACACACCAGUGAUGGGUCUCACCCGUCUGCCAACUUUACUAAUUUUGGCAAUGCUGCUGCUCAGCUGACAAGUGUUGGCAGUCAUCCAGUCGUGUAA
Darwinula stevensoni is the source of this 1667-nucleotide messenger RNA. The record is from the annotation of a GenBank genome assembly. Lineage: Eukaryota; Metazoa; Arthropoda; Ostracoda; Podocopida; Darwinulidae.